AUGAGUAGAUCUUCUGAAAACCUGCCAUGGAUUGAAAAAUACAGACCUGAGACCCUGGAUGACGUAUACGGACAACGAGAAAUUGUCGGGACGGUCAGGAAAUUUGUGAAAGAAGGCCGGCUACCGCAUCUACUAUUCUAUGGUCCUCCAGGAACCGGUAAGACAUCUAUGAUAGUUGCCCUCGCUAGGGAGAUUUACGGCAAGAACUACAAAAAUAUGGUUUUGGAGCUUAAUGCUUCAGACGAUCGAGGUAUUGAUGUGGUGAGAAAUCAAAUCAAAGAGUUUGCCUCAACCCGUCAAAUUUUUUCCAAGGGGUUUAAGUUAAUCAUCUUGGAUGAAGCAGACGCCAUGACCAACGCAGCACAGAACGCAUUGAGGCGUAUCAUCGAAAAGUAUACGAAAAACACGCGGUUCUGUAUCCUGGCAAACUAUGCCCACAAACUGACACCAGCUCUUCUGAGUAGAUGUACUCGAUUUAGAUUUCAACCUUUGCCGGUUGAGGCCAUCGAAAAACGUGUGAAUAAAGUGCUGAUACUGGAAAACCUUAAGCUCAGCCCAGAAGCCUUGAAAGCGCUUUUGAAGCUAUCCAAAGGUGACAUGAGAAGAGCUUUAAACGUGUUGCAAGCAAGCAAAGCAACGCUGGACAGUCCAGAUUCCGAGGAAGUCACGGAAAAUACCAUCUAUGAAUGUAUUGGUGCGCCUCACCCGCAGGAUAUCGAGACAGCCUUAGAGUCGAUGCUUAAGGACGACUGGAGCACGGCUUCCUUUACUGUGAACAAAAUACGCACCAGCAAGGGUCUGGCUUUGAUCGAUUUAAUCGAGGGCAUAGUGGAGGUCUUGAUGGAGUACGAACUGAAGACAGAAACGCGAACACAACUUUUGAGCAAAUUGUCGGAUGUCGAGUAUGCGAUUUCCAAGGGUGGUAAUGAUAGAAUUCAGAGCAGUGCUGUUAUUGGUGUGGUCAAGUCGAGUUUCGAGCUGGAGACUUGA
Messenger RNA from Lachancea lanzarotensis, 990 nucleotides. RefSeq names its product LALA0S13e01112g1_1 (gene RFC3). Gene Ontology annotation, biological process: DNA repair; DNA-templated DNA replication. Gene Ontology annotation, cellular component: Elg1 RFC-like complex; nucleus; Ctf18 RFC-like complex. The coding region runs from base 1 to 990 and encodes 329 amino acids. Lineage: Eukaryota; Fungi; Ascomycota; Saccharomycetes; Saccharomycetales; Saccharomycetaceae. The record is from RefSeq and is a predicted model, not a curated record. The transcript has a single exon. Gene Ontology annotation, molecular function: ATP binding; DNA binding; ATP hydrolysis activity.